Molecule: messenger RNA, 4415 nt
Organism: Stegastes partitus (bicolor damselfish)
Lineage: Eukaryota; Metazoa; Chordata; Actinopteri; Pomacentridae
Gene: sytl2a
Product: synaptotagmin-like 2a
Exons: 18
Coding region: 153-4058 (1301 amino acids)
Biological process (GO): intracellular protein transport; exocytosis
Cellular component (GO): plasma membrane; exocytic vesicle
Molecular function (GO): neurexin family protein binding; small GTPase binding
Source: RefSeq, a predicted model, not a curated record
GCUGCUUGUAGUUCAGUUUUCUCUCAGCACGGAGUAACAGCAAGAGAUGACACCAACUUGACUUAGAAGACAAGGCCACUGGGAGUCAUGUCCAGUCACUAGAACGCAGUGGGAAGCAUCAGCAGCAGGAGCAGCGAUAGACAGCAGUCAUCAUGAUCGACCUGAGCUUCCUGACAGAGGAGGAGCAGGAGACCAUUCUGUCAGUGUUGAAAAGAGACGCUGAGCUGAAGAAGACUGAGGAGCAGCGUGUCCAGAAUCUGCAGAAGAGGGUGGGUGACAGAAGCCAGCUGAGGUACCUGACAGGAGAAUGGUUCUACGAGACCAAGCAAAUCCGCCACCAGGAUCGUAUCCAUGGUUCCGACAUCAUCAGAGCAUCUAUGAAACACACACAUAAAUCACUAACUAUACUGGAACUGUCACAGAUAUUACCAGAGAGGUCCAGUUUUGUCAGGAGUGAAAAUAAAGAAGUGUUUGUCCCACCUGCACUCUGUGGACUCCUUCAGGAGCCUCACGCGCAGCUUAACAGUGAGGGGGAUCAUAAUCUGAAUGAUUAUCAAUCACUGCAAGAUUCUGCAAAACCAGUUUUACAGUCGCCCACUAAGAGAAAAAAUCCAUUUAACAGUGAGCUGACUUUUAACGAAGAGGAUGAUCGGUUCCUGGAUGGAGCAGUAAAUCAAGGCCAGACACCAAAUGAGAAUGUCUCUGAGCAUUAUCAUUUGGAGCUACUGAGCCCUGCGGUGUCUAGCUUUGUUUCUGCUGAGCGGGAGUCAGGUAAGCCUGUUCACACAGAGACAGGGUCUGAAGAGGACUGUCACUCUCAGCUUGAGGCCACAGACUGGUCAGCCGGACGCAGCGUUUGUUCUGUUGAUGCCACCUCAGAUACUAAGCCCUCUCCUAAUGGCAGCUCAAAGAGUUCCUCUCUUGCCUUUUCACCAAAACUUAAACAAGGACUGAUUCGGAUGUUUACAAGAGAGCAGGAUAAAACCGCCCAAGAGCUGCAACAGAAAGAAGAGCUGAAUAUAUCUAAACAGAAAGAGCCAAGUAACACACAACAUCUCUCCGAAAUGGUAGCAGAUGUGCCCGUGGACAAACCUGCAAGUGUCAAACAAGAACCUAAACUCCCUGAAAUGGUGGAGGUCAGAACACUGCAGCUUACAGCACUGCAGAACACUCCAUUUAAAGAAACAGUGACGUCAGUCGAUGCAAACACUCAGCAGGAAGCAACAAAAGGCAGAGAUAAUCAAAUUUCAGUAAGACUAUCCAAUCUGAAAACAUUCUGGGAGAGAGAAAACAGUGGCCCAAAAGUCAUCUUUACUAGAGAAGGGCCAAGACAGGACAGCGUCGCCAAGACAGGAGUAGAAGCUUUACAUUGCCCUCAGACGAACUCCAAUAAGAAGAACAUAGACAAAAAUCUGUCACCUCAGAUAGAAAUGACAGAGGAGGAUGCUACAGGCUGGUCCCAAGACAAGAGGUUGUCACCACAGACUGUCUGCAGUGUAGAUUUAUCAAGAGACGAUGGCACAUAUAGAGCUAAUCCAGUCUUCAUCUAUGAGGAGACAGAUGACUCUGUAACAGGUUCUUUAACAGAAUCUCAGGUUUCUGAGCAAGAAGAAAACGUCAGCUCCUCUGUAUUGCCUAUUGUAGCGCUUAACACCCCAAAGCUAGGGCAGGAUAUCCCAGUUCCCCUUCCAAGGCAGUCCAGUUCAACUCAUCAAGAAGGUCGAAUAACCGAGAUCAGUGAGCCUGAAUAUUUUGGGGAGAAGGAACAUACUAGACCCAAGAAAAUCAGCGAAGUCAAGGAAGCCUCAAGCAGUUCAGUCAUUUUUCACAAGCCAGUUUCCUCUCAGUCUGAUCUCAGAACAUCUGUAGACAAUGAAGAAAAGUCUGGGAUAGGCGCAGAAACAUUCUCAUACAAAACCAAGUCUAAUGUCUUGAAAUCGUUAAAAGUGACAGAAAAGGGUUUUGUCAGUCACAGUCCAGACAGAUCACAGCUGAGAAGCACUGACAGUGUUGCAGAUGUACAAUCACCAGGUCACAGAUAUCAAGUCAUGGUUGAUACAGAGUCUCAAGAAAGGCCCUGUAGUCCCAGUAAAUUCCAAACUCCAAGAUCAAAAGACGAGGAUGAAACAGUCAGGAGGAGUCCAUCGAAGACAUGCCACCCAAAGGUCCUACCUCGAGAAUCCUCCAGCGCUAAGGGAUCCAGGCUGGAAGACUCUCCCCUGAAAACCUUUUCAAUAGACAUCAACCCCCAAACGAAAGCCACUGAGGAGCAACAAGGGAAGCCAACACCAGUGCCAAGACAGAGGAGGAGUCCCUCACAUGCAGCAAAGCAGACAGUGUCCACAGACCUUAGUGCAGACAUCACUUCCCCUCCUUUACAUCAAAGUAGUUCAAACUCCUCAACUUCACCGCACUCCAGAAAAGCUUCAGAGAAGAAUUUGGGUACCUUUACACGCCUCGCCAGAUCUUUCAUCCCUCAGGACCAUCAGCACUAUCUUGGACCAAAUGAGAAGACACACAUUCCUCAUUUUCAUCAAGACAGUGAUGCUGUACUCAGACCUAAAAGUGCAGACAGAGAAUUAGUGAGAAGUGACAGUCCCACUGAAGGAAGUCCUCAUGGAAUCAGUUCUUGGUCUGUCCAAAUCAAAGAUGGAAACUCCAGCCCAGAUGCAGCAGCCAGGGCCUGGUCUCUGUCUCAACCAACUUCAGGCAGCCACAGUGAGAGUACCAGUCCCAUCGUGUCAGCUCUGAAACGAUUAUCUUCAAGAAGCAUGACAUCAUCCAGAAGUCUGGAAAAGCUCACCUCAGAAACAAAAGAAGAAAGAACCCAAAGUAACCCAAGAGAACAAAUGAAUCUAAGUGUGGAUGAUGUUUCUUCACUUUCACCAUCAGACUCUUCUCUGUCCAACCCAAAGACAAAAACCAGCGUGUCAGUGCCUGUCCUUCAGCAGGAUGAGACAGACAGUGACAGCACUUUGGACACCAACCUGGGAUUUAAAAGAAAAGCCAGCAGCUCCAUGUCGAACAUAAGUGUCUCCUCGGGAAUGGCCUCCUUAUCGUCUCAGGUCAGUGGCAGCCUCAGCAGCAUUUACCCUUCUGACUUCGGUGACAUUGAAGUCCAGGGAAGCAUCCAGUUUGCUGUGAACUACAUUCAGAACCUUGGAGAGUUUCACAUCUUUGUGGUGCUCUGCAGGGAUCUGGCAGUGGCUGACACCAAGAAGAACUGCUCUGACUCGUAUGUGAAAUGUUAUCUUCUUCCUGACAAAACAAAGUUGGGAAAGAGAAAAACCACUGUUAAAAAGAAGAUGUUAAAUCCAACCUUCAAUGAAAUCCUCAGGUUUAAAAUCCUAAUGGAGGUGUUGAAAACUCAGAAUCUGAACGUCUCCAUUUGGCACAACAACACUUUUGGGCGAAACAGCUUCUUGGGUGAGGUGGACCUGGAUCUGUCAGAGUGGGACUUCAGAAACACACAGAUUAAUGAAUAUGCAUUAAAAGCCCGGGUCUCUACACAGACAUCAACACUCUCUGCCUCACAUUUGAUGAACAGCAGAGGUCAGAUGAGAGUCGCCCUGAGGUUCCUGCCGCAGACAUCCCACAGAAAGACAGAAUCUAGGAUGGAGACUGGUGAGGUGCAGAUUUGGGUGAAAGACUGCAAGAAUCUUCCGUCGGUCAGAGGAGUCACAAUCGACCCAUUUGUGAAGUGCACUGUGCUUCCUGACACGAGCCGGAAAAGCCGUCAGAAAACACGGGUGGUGAAGAGGACGGCCAACCCCAUGUUCAACCACACCAUGGUGUACGAUGGCUUUCGAACGGAGGACCUCAGAGAGGCCUGUGUGGAACUCACAGUGUGGGAUUAUGACCGACUGCACAACCACUACAUUGGCGGUCUGAGACUCGGGCUGGGGACAGGGAAGAGUUAUGGAGUGAAAGUGGUUUGGAUGGAUUCAACGCCAGAUGAAGCAAACUUAUGGCAAAGGAUGUUACAGUCUGAUGGUGAAUGGGUGGAGGAUGAGUUACCUCUGAGGAAGUUGGUGAUGGCGAAGAUCACGUCAAAGUGAUGUUUUACAGAAUAUGUUGAUAAAUGUGUGAAAACUACAGGAGGACAGUGUCUUUUGGAUGGAUUGAUGUACUGUAUAUACACUGAGUGGAAGCAGUAAUGAACGGCACUAUGUGUAUAUCUGAUGAUGAUUGGAUAAUAAAUGAAUACUCUAGUUUGUAUAACCCAAACCAUGUGUUCAGUUUGUCAUCUCAAAGAUGUUAAGUAUUUAUAAAGAUCAUACAAAAUAGUGCAAAUCAAAAAUUUAAAACAUGCAAUUUUGAUCUGUAAAGACACUUGAUGUAAGGGCUGAUUUGUAAAUUGUUUGACAUGAUUCCUGUAAAAUCUUUAAUAAACUGGAAAUGGUUGUGACCUGUAA